AUCGACAACAUAAUUAUGACGUGACUUUCCAGUCGAUUUCCCAGAACCUCUAAGCUGUUAUGAUUUCCAUUCGUUCGUCGAACUGACUUGUGCGAUUAUUUCACUCUUUUUCGUGUGAGGAAGGAGAUCUACCAAAGAUGGCUAAAGCUUCAACAUUGGCCGAAAAUUUAGAGAAGGAGUUGGAAUGCGCUGUGUGCCUGGAGCAGUUCAAAGAUCCCAAAGUUCUUCCAUGCCUUCAUUCCUUCUGCAAAAUAUGUCUGGAGGGGCUGGUCUGUAGAGAAAGAAAAACUUGGAAGUUGAACUGCCCUUCUUGUCGGAUUAUUGUGGAGAUUCCAGAUGGUGAAGUUGAUUCUCUGCCAAUUAAUUUCUUCUUGAACAAUUUAUUAUCUAUGGUUUCCCUUCAUGGAGAUUCAGGGAGUAGUAAAUUGGAGUGUGAUAACUGUGAGAGUGGCGAUCCGCCUGUGAACAGAUGCAAUACAUGCUGCCAUUUCCUCUGUGAAUUUUGCACACAAGCUCAUCGGAGAGGGCGUGGCACAAGCUCACAUGGUGUGGUGUCGAUUGAAGAAGCUAAAAAGAUGGGACCUGUGGCUGUAACCAAACCCAGUCUUUGUAAUGAACAUGAUGGAGAGUUGUUAAAGCUGUUUUGUGAGACAUGUGAGGAGGCUAUCUGUAGAGACUGUACCAUUGUGAAGCAUCGAGAGCACCAUUAUACUUUUGUAAAAGAUGCUUUUGCAAAGAAUAAGAAAAUCAUGGUGGAGAUUCUUUCAAAGACAAAGGGACAAGCAGGGUCACUGAAGAAAGCAAUAGAUGGUGUCUCAGAGAUGAGAAGAAGUGUUGAUUUAAAUGCAGAUCAAACUGUUCAAGAAGUGCUUAACUGUUUUCUGAAAUUAUCAGCUCGUCUGAAUGAUCGCUGUGAGGAAUUGAUUCAUGAUGUUGAAGAAAUAAAAAAAGUGAAACAGAAGUCUUUGGAAAUUCAACAAGAAGAACUGGAAGCAGCCUUAGGAAGUGUGCAAAGUAGUGUAGAAUUCACAGAGAAGGCUUUGGAAAAUGGAAGUGAAGUUGAGAUUUUGAACAUGCGCAAGCAAAUGUCACGCCGAUUAGAAGAACUAAAUUCGUUAAAGUGGCAGCUGGAACCACGGGUGCAUGAUAUAUUUAAGUUUCUUGCUGAGGAUCAAUUGCUGGAGAAGAUCACUAACUUUGGUCAUGUUGCUAGUCAUAUAAGGGCAUAUGCCAGUAUGUCAACCGUAACUUUGGGACAUGGGAUAGAGGGUUUGAUGUACAAUACAAUCAGUGGGCAGCCUGUUGAAUUCAUAGUAACUGCUAAAGAGUGGGAUGGAAGGAAACGAGAAGAAGGUACUGAUGCUUGUGAAGUAGAAAUUCGCUCCCAAUCUGGUGAAACUGCAUUUAGUGACUAUGCUAAAGAUAUUGGCAAUGGAACAUACAGCUUUUGUUUUACUCCAAACGAAUUACAACCAAAUGAGUACCAAAUGUCAGUGAAACUGAAUGCUUCUCAUGUGAAAGAUAGUCCUUGUACAUGGAUUACUGAAAAUUGGAAACUUUGCACAGCAAAUGGCAAUUACCCGUAUCAAUAUAAUUAUUCCAUUACCCUGGACAGUAACUCUUUGAGGGCAACCUAUGGGACAUAUAACCAUUAUUUGGACACAGGUUUUUUUUCAGGCACUCAUCUUCAACGGACUGUUAUUGUGCCUCCAAGUGACUAUGGCGUUACCUCAACUUCUACACCAGUACCUCUCACAGUCUUUGGGACAUCUCAAUUUCAGUUUGGUAGGCAUUCAUGGAAAGUACAAAUAUGUGGUGAUAACUUUGAAAAUUUUUGUUUUGGUGUUGGCGUUAGUCCUGCUGCACAGCAACCUUGUCAAAACAAGUGGACAUGGACAUCAGGAAACAAAUGGGAGCCUUUAAAUCAGCUUCAGAAAAGUACAAUGACAGCUUGUAGGAGUGGAAACGUAAUUGAAUUUUACCUGGACUGUGAUAAUGGAACACUUAAAAUGUAUAAUCAGGGUACCAAAGAGUUUGACACUUGGUAUGGUGUCAAUGGUAUAGUGCGUCCCAUGUUUCAAAUGGGUAGUUGUAAUCAACGGGUGUCCUUAGUUUUUUAGGAAAACAAGAAAAUCUAUGUUCUCUGUCAGUGGUAUGAAGCAUCUCAUGUUUGAAAUGGAUAUUGGUAAUCAACAAGUUCCUCAAUUCUUUGAGAAAACAAGAAUGAGUUAAGGAGAAAAAUGAUGUCCUCCUUCUUACUUGUUAAUCUACACUUUUAAAUGAUGCAAAAAUGUUGAAUUUAUGCUUUAAAUUUUUAAAUUGUGAAAGCCAACAUCUUUCUCUAUUUCUUUACUAAGCUCAAAACGUACCAUCUCUCUUUUCUAAUAACUUGCAUAAUGUACAUUAGCCAAAAAUACUAUCAGAGUUGAGAGAGAAAUGGUUAAAAACGUGGACACACUGUACACUUUCUCCACAUUGACAACCUGGGCCUGGUCAUUCACAGCACAAUUAACAUAAACCAGGGUUAGUGUAAAUUUUUAAUUCAUUUUAAUGGCCUUGCAAAGGGAUCGUUUUUUUGCUGUUAGUUUUAAGUCAUGUUGAGAUAAAACCCAAUAAAGCCUUAACUCUUAAACAUGCUCUUCUCCCCUAGAAAUUAGAGCCAAGGUUAACUUUUAAUCCUAGAUUAGCUUUAACCACUUUUCAAACAACUAACUCCUUCCCUGGUUAAAAUUUGAUCCAUGACAAAUCCAAUUCUUGUUACAACACAAAAGUAAUUGAUUAUGCUACUGUACUCCUCCAUGAAAUAAAAGAGGAAACAAUUUUUUAUUUCCUUGUUUUUUGGUAAAAAAAAAUUAUAAAUAUUAAAUUUAGAUGGAUUUUAGUUUUAAGGGUGUUGUAUAACUGGUACUCUAAGCUGAAAUGCUUUUAAAGUAACUUUUUUGAGUAGCAACCAAAAAUAAUAAAGUGGUCACCAGAGAUAAAAUGUUGGUUGCCAGAAAAUAAAGUAAAGAAGACACUUUGAUCAUUUAAUGAUGUACUGAACCAAUAACAGCAAAGCAUGUGUUUAGAAAGAGCAGUGUGGCUGACAUUUGGUUUUCUUGGAUAACCAAAAGAGGCAAAUGUUUAUAGAAGAUGAUGACAUAGCUUAUGACAUAAGUUUAUUUCAAAAAUUUGUAAAAACAUAACAACCUGCUAUACAAUUAUGACAUCUGAUGAUUUUCUGCGAAUAUCUCAGAUGAAAGGUGAAAAAAUUCGGAAGACAAUUCAGAAAUAGAGGUUGAAUUCAUACUGGUGCAGGAUAUUGAGUUAUGCAAUUAUAAGGUUUGGUAGUGUGAUGUCUUAGUUGCUAUGCAUUUUUAGGGAAGAGUUAUUGCUUAAAUUUAGAAAUGAGUGUAAUGUAAAAUAAACAAAAACAAAGAGCACACUUA
This is a messenger RNA of Pocillopora damicornis (cauliflower coral), 3428 nucleotides long. Its product is annotated as E3 ubiquitin-protein ligase TRIM45. Gene Ontology annotation, molecular function: protein binding; zinc ion binding. NCBI's taxonomy places the organism in Eukaryota, Metazoa, Cnidaria, Anthozoa, Scleractinia, Pocilloporidae. The record is from RefSeq and is a predicted model, not a curated record.